CCGCCAGCUCACCCCUGUGUGAGGAAUGACUGUCAGGGUGGCCCGGGAGGUCCUUGUGGUCCCUGCUCAGCCCAUCCCCUUCCCCACCCCCAGGUGAAACCCCAGCUUGAAGAGAAGGAAAACCGGAAGUACCCUGUGUUCGAGGCUGUGUCUUACAAGACCCAGGUGGUGGCAGGGAUCAACUACUUCAUCAAGGUGCACAUCGGGGACGAGAACUUCUUGCACUUGCGGGUGUUCCAGGGCCUCGCGCAUGAGAACAAAGCCGCAGUGCUGGUCGCCUACCAGACCAACAAGUCCAGGCAGGAUGAGCUGGAGUAUUUCUAGGCCAUGGCCCCACGCACCCCAUCCACCCCAUCGCCCAGUGGCCCGUGUUGGGGAGCGCGACGUAGACGGUCCUGUGGUGCCACUCGGCAGGCGCAGCAGCUGCUCUCACACUUGGUCCCACAGUGUCUGCGUGGUUGCCCCUCCCAAUUAAUGAUCUUGUUUCCCAGAGGCCUCUACAUUAUCGAUCUUUAAAUCUGUAUUUUUUAAUUCUUUA
This is a messenger RNA of Fukomys damarensis (Damara mole-rat), 538 nucleotides long. RefSeq names its product cystatin B (gene Cstb). Gene Ontology annotation, molecular function: cysteine-type endopeptidase inhibitor activity. Lineage: Eukaryota; Metazoa; Chordata; Mammalia; Rodentia; Bathyergidae. The transcript has 2 exons. The record is from RefSeq and is a predicted model, not a curated record. The annotation marks the transcript as partial. Gene Ontology annotation, cellular component: cytosol.